GUAUGAUGGAAAGUUGACAACUCUGAUAGUGUUUAUGUACAACCCGAUAGCAUGUGAUGGUCAGCUGUGCCUGGAAUCCUCACCUAAAGGCAAUGUCAACCAUUUCCAGCAUUCACCACAUGCCAUGAUGUCAGGGGAGGUGAAGUCAGUGAUUACACAUUCCAUCCAUAGCACGUUACAUUCCUUAGGAGGCGUACAGAUAUUGUUCCCGUUGUUUGGUCAGCUAGAUUUACCAGUUGCUCAGGGAGACGAGAAACCGUCUGUCACAGAUCAUUCUACAUGUGAUGAUCCUAUAGAAAUAAUUUUUGCCAAUCUUCUAGGUUUACUGUACAAUUUGAUAGAGAGUUCAUACACUAUACAUCAACAAAUGGUGCAGAAUAAAGGUUUCCUAGUCAUAGGUCAUCUCUUAGAAAAGUCAUCUAGAGAUCAUGUUACUCCAUCUGUGUUAGAAGUUUUCCUCAAAUUGACAGAUUACCUGGUAAAGUGUCCAUCUGGGGGAACACUACUCAAACACUUGUUUGAUCAUAUUCUCUUUAACCCUGCCAUUUGGAUACAUUCUUGUAUGGAGGUGCAAACAAAAUUAUAUUGUUACCUAGCAACUGAUUUUAUCAAUGAUGCUCAGAUUUACAACAAUAUUCGACGUGUUAGUGCUGUGCUGCAAACCAUGCAUACCCUCAAAUAUUAUUACUGGGUGAUCAACCCUAAAGACAGGAGUGGUAUUACACCAAAAGCUGUAGAUGGUCCUCGACCCGAGUAUGAUGAAAUCAUCAAGCUGAGGUCAUUUAUGCUGCUGUACAUUAAACAGUUGUUACUGAAGGGUCAGGGAGUGCAGGAAGAUGAACUACAGAGUAUGCUGAAUUAUUUAUGUACACUACAUGAGGAUGAUAACUUGGUAGAUGUAUUAGAGUUACUUGUGUCAUUGAUGUCAGAACAUCCUCAGUCUAUGGUCCCUGCCUUUGACAGGAAGCAAGGUGUUAGAACUGUGUUCAAGCUUCUAGCAUCACCAAAUGAAGAUAUAAGAAUCAAAACAUUGAAGUUAUUUGGUUUCUGGCUCAGUAGAAGUACACCAAAGAGAAAACAGGAUUCACUGGCCCAGCACAAUUUAUUUUCACUACUUGGUGAGAGGUUACUGCUCAAUGAUCAACACAUUACCGCAGCUACAUACAAUGCCUUGUUUGAGAUGUUAACAGAAAGAGUUUGCCUUGAAUCACACAAAUCAAAGCAUGAGGAACCUGAGAGUCAUUUUAGGAUAGAAAAUUCAGCAUUAUUGAAAGUUGUUGCCACCAUGAUUCGGCAGUCCAAGCCAAGUGCGGAGAUUUUGGAGGUGAAGAGAACAUUUCUAUCAGAUCUUACGAUACUGUGUAAAAACAACAAGGAAAAUAGAAGGACUGUUCUUCAGAUGUCAGUUUGGCAAGACUGGUUGUUCUCUAUGGCUUAUGUAUACCCCCAGAAUCAGGAUCAACAGAAGAUUACAGAGAUGGUGAUGGCAUUAUUCAGGAUGUUAUUACACCAUGCCAUUAAGUUCGAGUACGGUGGAUGGAGAGUGUGGAUUGAUACGUUAGCUAUAUUACAUUCCAAGGUAGCAUAUGAGGAUUUCAAGCGUCACAUGGCAAAGAUGUACAAACAAUAUGACAGACAACGUGUGGACGAUUAUGCUGAUCAUGAGGAGAGGAACAGACAACCAAUCAGCACAAUAUCUGGUGUUUCUGACACUGAACUCAACAAACCUGUUCCUAAAUCUACUGUCAAGGUCACAGAAAUAGAAGAAUCAGAGGCAGCAAACACUGUAAAACCAUUGAAUAAUGAAAGUGAGGCUGGAGCCAAAACUGACCAAUCAGAGAGCAGUAAAGCUGUAAAUGGUGAAAUUGAGGCAGACAGUAGUAAGAAUGGUGUACAUAGUGCUGCUGAACAUCAGAGAGAUAGACAAAAGAUGCCAACAAGGACAGAUUCAACGAGAAGUGGGCACAGAAUGUUCAGCUCCGGACCUAGAGCGCCACCCUUUAGGAUACCCGAGUUCAGAUGGUCAUAUUUACACCAACAACUCUUAAAAGAUCUUCUGUUCUCCAUAGAGACUGAUGUACAAGUCUGGAAAAGUCAUACAACGAAAACUGUGAUUGAUUUUGUGAAUUCGGGUGAGAACAAUAUUUAUGUAGUGAAUGUUACACAUAUGAUCUCCCAGUUAGCGGACAAUCUGAUCACAUCAUGUGGAGGUCUCCUUCCUUUAUUGGCAGCAGCUACUUCUUCUAAUGGAGAGGUGGAGAUUUUAGAACCUACGCAAGGUCUCAGUAUAGAACAAGCAGUAUCAAUUCUGUUACGAAUCAUGAACUUGACGGAUAUUCUCGUGUUUGCUAGUUCCACAACAUUCGCUGAACUGGAACAGGAGAAAAAUAUGCCAGCUGGUGGGAUAUUGAGACAGUGUCUUAGAUUAGUUUGUACUGCAGCUGUAAGAAACAGUCUAGAAGUGCGUCAUCGUGCAGUCCCCCCUACCCCACCCACUCCUACAUCUACAGCUCAUCCAUUAGCCGGAUAUUCCAGAGACUCAUCUGCUCAGAAUGGAACUACAGAUCCUAUACAGGCAUUGAUUGAAGGCUCACACCCUACCAGGAAGAAUAUUGUUGAGAAUUUGAACGAACAAUUGUCGCCGAUCAAAGAUUUUGACAAGCUUUUACAGGACAUGGAUAUCAAUAGACUGCGGGCAGUCGUUUAUCGUGAUGUGGAGGAGACAAAACAGGCCCAGUUCCUAGCUCUUGCUAUUGUAUAUUUUACAUCAGUAUUGAUGGUAUCAAAAUACAGAGAUAUCCUUGAGCCUCCAAGUCCAGCCCAAACACCGAGUCAGAUGCCACGUCGAAGCUCUAACCAUACACCUUCAGCUGCUAAAUAUUGGCACAAUCUGAGGCCAACCAUGUCUUUAUUGGUUGAUGGAACAACCAUUGAAAAUAUCAAACAAAAUGAAGGUGAAGGUACUGAAACUAAAACUGACGAACAACCAAAAGGUGGUGUCGAGAGAGAACAAACUGAUUCUAAGAAAUUACCUAAAGCUACUGUCUCUACUGUUGAACUGGCUGUUACAGGAAACGAACUUGCUGUGUAUUUAGAGAAAGAACGGGAACUCAGUUCAGAUUCCUCCGAUAAGAGUGAAAAGUUGUCUGAAGCGUCAGAAAAUUCACCAAAGAGUACACCAACAAAACCUACUAUUGAAGAUGCUGAUCAAGGGAGUGUACUCUCACGGAUGAUUUCUGGGUCUGAGAGUGGCCAGUCUGGUGAGGUGAAGUCAUUGGAAAUCCAUUCUGUGGAAAACCAGUCUGAAAGUAAUCAGUCUGAAGGUAGUCAUUCUGAAGGUAACCAGUCUGAAGGUAACCAGUCUGAACAUAAACAGCCAGAGAGUGACCAGUCAAGUGUAAAUCAUAAAGACAGUAACCAGUCCACAGAUGAUAGUCAAACUGAAGCAAAAUUAGAAGAAACCCAGUCUGAUUCAGCUGAAAAUAAAACAGAAACAGAAAACCAGUCUGAAGGGAACCAGUCAGAGGUAGAUGAAACAGAGGAUCAGUCUGAACCUGGAGAGAGCCGGGUACAAGAGGAUGCAGACAGCAGUGUGGACGAGAGUCAGGUGAAGUUGAAGAUACCAGUAGAUGUACACGUCAAUAUGGAUACGUCUUUAGAAUCAGGAGGAGUUACUGAAGACUCAGAGGCAGCUUCUCCAGCCAGACCUGUGACUGAGGGAGGAGAAAAUGAGGAAACAAAAGAGUCUGGUGAUGGUGAGGAGCAGGAAGAAGAUGAGGAUACAGGGAAAGAUGAUGAUGUUACAGGCAAAAAUGAUGAUGGUACAGGCAAAGAUGAUGAUGGUACAGGCAAAGAUGAUGAUGGUACAGGCAAAGAUGAGGAAGAGGAGAACAAAGCUGAAGCUAAGGACAAAGCAAAAGAAGAGCCAACUGGAGAAUCAGAGGAUAAAGAAGUUGGAGCUGGAGAUGCUGAGAAUACUGAGCAAACUGAACAAAAAGAUGAUGCAAAAGAUAGUGAAGACAAGAAAGAUAGUGAAGAAGUAGAGAAGAAAGAAGACAGCAUAGAAACAGCUGAUGAAAAAGAUAAAGGUGACUCUGCAACUAAUAAAGACAAUGAAAUUGAUGCAAAGGAAGAAGAAAAACCCGUAGAAAAAGAAGAAGUAAAAACUGAAACGGAAGUUGCCCAAGCAGCAUCUAAUGAUACUAAAGAUAGUACUGAUGCUGAUAAGGCAACAAAAGAAAGUAAACCAUCUGAUGACAAUGCUCCAGUUGAGGUUAAUGGAAGAAAUUCACCAGUUGAUAGCAUUGAGGGAUCUACAGAAGGUCAAGAGCAGGUUUUAUCUGUGCAGGUGGGAGAAGAGGAAGAGGAAGAGCCUGCUCAGAUGCCAAUUUCAUCUAUAUCUGCUGGCACAAGAAAACACAGUGAGAGUCAUGAUAAUCAGAAACCGGAAAAAUUGGAAUUGAAAAGUACACCAAUACCAGGACCAGUUAACCUUACUAUGUUAGAUUCUGGAAAUCUGACUGAAAGAUUGGAGAAGGCUUUAGGAUCUGUUGCUCCAUUGUUAAGAGAAAUAUUUGUUGAUUUUGCACCUUACUUAUCAAAGACUCUAAUUGGAUCACAUGGCCAGGAAUUGCUCAUUGGAGGUCUGGUAACAUUGAAGCAGAGUACAUCAGUUGUGGAGCUAGUCAUGUUGUUAUGUUCUCAGGAAUGGCAAAACUCCCUGCAGAAACAUGCAGGAUUAGCCUUUAUAGAGCUGGUGAAUGAGGGGAGGUUGUUAGCUCAUGCAACAAGAGACCAUAUUGUACGAGUUGCAAAUGAGGCGGACUUCAUAUUGAACAGAAUGAGGGCAGAGGAUGUACAGAGGCAUGCUGAGUUUGAGUCUCUGUGUGCACAAAUGAUGUUGGACCGACGAGAAGAAGAGAAGCUAUGUGACCACUUGAUCACCUCGGCUAAGAGGCGGGAUUAUUCCGUUGCCAUGAAAAUGCGGGAUAAAGUGCUCAAUAUACUUGCCAACAAACAUGGUGCAUGGGGCGAACCAGAUAAGCAAAUUGAUGAAUACUGGAAGCUGGAUGUAUGGGAAGAUGACAGUAGAAGGAGGAGAAGGUUUAUAAAGAACCCGAUUGGCUCCACACAUCCAGAUGCUGCUCUCAAGGCAGCUUUAGAACAUGGUGCUACUGAAGAUGCAAUUAACCAGGCCCGUGAUGCGUUCCAUGCUCACCUAGAUAGUAAAAAAGCACAGGCAUUAAUGCCAGAAUAUACAGAUGAAGAAUUGCUCAUGGAAGACAACACAGAGUUUGAGAGAGAAUAUUCAGGUCCUGUUGCUAUGUCCACCACUUGCAAACUGAUAGCCCCUGGCGUGGCCAUUAAUGGUAUAAUGUCUAUAACAAAAACUGAUCUCUACUAUGAAAUGGACGAAGAUGAUGCUGAAAACAAGAAAAUAGAUCAAGAGGUUCUAGCAUACAUAGACUAUCUGCACGGAAAAUGGAACUUCAACGAGAUUCGAGCCAUCUUUUCACGGCGGUACCUCCUUCAAAACACAGCCAUAGAAAUUUUCCUGGCCAACAGAACGGCCAUCAUGUUUGCAUUUCCUGACCAUGCUACAGUGAAAAAAGUCAUCAGUGCAUUACCAAGAGUGGGCGUGGGGGUAAAAUAUGGUCUGGGACAAUCAAGACGGAUGUCAUCUGCAUCAGGGAAACAGCUUUACAAGAUGUCGGCUAUGACACAGAAAUGGCAGCGUCGAGAAAUAUCUAACUUUGAUUAUCUCAUGUACCUUAACACAAUAGCAGGUCGUACAUACAAUGAUCUGAACCAGUACCCGGUGUUUCCCUGGGUGAUAGUUAACUACGACACGGACGAGCUUGAUCUAAGUCAACCAAACAACUUCAGAGAUCUCUCUAAACCAAUUGGUGCCCUAAAUCCGUCUAGAAAGGAAUUUUUCGAGGAACGUUAUAACUCGUGGGAGCAUGAUCAAAUACCACCGUUCCAUUACGGUACCCACUACUCAACAUCGGCCUUCACUCUAAACUGGCUCAUCAGAGUGGAGCCAUUUACAACAAUGUUUCUCAACCUACAAGGUGGAAAGUUUGACCAUGCAGACCGAACUUUCCAUUCUGUAUCACAAGCCUGGAAGAAUUGCCAGAGAGACACAUCCGAUGUGAAGGAGUUGAUCCCGGAAUUUUUUGCCUUACCUGAGAUGUUUAUGAACACAAACAAGUUCAACCUGGGGAAACAAGAUGAUGGUACAGAGGUACAAGACGUGGUCCUGCCAAAGUGGGCCAAGAGUCCAGAAGACUUUGUCAGAAUCAACAGAAUGGCCUUGGAAUCCGAGUUUGUUUCAUGCCAGAUGCAUCACUGGAUAGAUCUGAUAUUUGGUUACAAACAAAGAGGACCUGAGGCUGUGAGAGCAACCAAUGUAUUCUAUUAUCUUACCUAUGAAGGAAAUGUUAACUUAGAGUCUAUGACAGAUACUGUCAUGAAAGAGGCAAUAGAGAAUCAGAUUCGAAGUUUUGGACAGACACCUACGCAGUUAUUGACUGAACCCCACCCACCUAGAAGUUCUGUUAUGCAUUUACUCACCCAAAACUAUAGCAAACAGAACCGAAGUAUUUUGAAAAAGUCACCAAUGAUGUUUACAAGUGUCCAGGACGAUGUAUGUAUGAUAAUGAAGUUCCUGUCCAACUCGCCCGUGUGUCACGUUUCAGCCAACACGCACCCGGCCGUACCAACUCCUGCUGUCACCACAAUUACAUGCAAUCAUAAUUUCUCUAUAAACAGAUGGAAUCCAAACUAUCAACAUCAAGGUACACCUACUAGUCUGGGAUCAGCAGAAAACAAGGAGAACAAAGAUGCUCAGCCCAACCUGCCACUGGCAAUGGACCAAUUAUUGGUAAUGAACACUGGGUUAAAUCGUCGUAGUUUAGGUGAUAACUUUGAUCAGCGCCUUAAAGUGAGUAUGUCUCAUUUUGUAACAACAGCAGAUAAUAGAUUCAUCUUUGCCUGUGGAUUCUGGGAUAAAAGUUUCAGACUCUACUUUGCUGACACAGCAAAGAUUUUGCAAGUUGUGUAUGGUCAUUUUGAUGUGGUAACAUGUAUAACAAGAUCAGAAUGUAACUUGAACCAGGACUGUUACAUUGUAACGGGAUCCAAGGACUGUACUGUGAUGGUAUGGAUGUUUACAUCAAGAAAUCAGGCUAUCAUUGGUGAUAAUGGAAGUAUUGAGCAUCCUACACCAAAGGCCACUUUGACUGGACACAAGUCUGAAGUGACCAGUGUUAGUGUACUUGCUGAACUUGGAAUGGUCAUCAGUGGAUCACAAGAUGGCCCAUGCCUUGUUCAUACAUUAAACGGCGAUUUAUUGAGGUCACUGGAUCCACCCGAGGGUAAACAGUUAACUGCGAACCUGAUUUGCAUGUCCAGAGAGACGUUCGUGAUGAUUAAGUUUGAAGAGAACGUUAUCUGCAACUUCAGCAUCAACGGUCGAUUACAGAAACAUAUCAAACAUAAAGAUAAUAUUCAGGCUAUGACACUCAGUCGUGAUGGACAAUACCUGAUGUUGGGAGGUGAUAGUGGUGUUGUAGAGGUGUACAGGUCACAUGACCUGACGUUACUUUACUCAUACCCAGCAUGUGAUAGUUGUAUAUGCUCACUAGCUCUUUCACACGACCACAAGUUUUUACUGGCAGGUCUGGCUACUGGAUGUUUGUUGGUGUUUAACAUUGACUUCAACAAAUGGCACCAUGAAUAUCAGGAGAAGUAUUAGUGCAGAGAUAAAUCUAGGGUUUAACCUUAAUAGAGGUGUAACUUAACAGAUAAAUCUAGGGUUUAACCUUAAUAGAGGUGUAACUUAACAGAUAAAUCUAGGGUUUAACCUUAAUAGAGGUGUAACUUAACAGAUAAAUCUAGGGUUUAACCUUAAUAGAGGUGUAACUUAACAGAUAAAUCUAGGGUUUAACCUUAAUAGAGGUGUAACUUAACAGAUAAAUCUAGGGUUUAACCUUAAUAGAGGUGUAACUUAACAGAUAAAUCUAGGUUUUAACCUUAAUAGAGGUGUAACUUAACAGAUAAAUCUAGGUUUUAACCUUAAUAGAAGUGUAACUUAAAAGAUAAAUCUAGGGUUUAACCUUAACAGAAUUGAAUGAUGUUAAAAAGAACAAGAUAAAACUGUGUUGUGAUAUAUUCUGAAAAACAUGUGGUUAUAUUUGGAGUGUAAUUUGUGCAAGAGACAAAUGUAGACAUUCUACAUGAAUGUGUAUAUGUAACUUUUUAUACAAUAUUUAGAAAAUGGGGAAAGAUAGAUUCAAUUGUGGGACAACCAUAUUUUUUGGCUACUAGGUCAGUGUGUUAUGGAAUUUUGAAGUGAUAGAAAGAGCAUCUUGGAUGCUUAGAAUUUAAGAACAGGAUGAUUGAAGAAUUUGUUGUUUGCAUGUCAAGAGUUUCUGUAGAAUUUCGAAAAUGUUCAAGUAUUAGAAAUGCUUAUCUCUGGAUUUAACCUGCCAGCCUUGUUUUGAUGUGUAUGUGUGGAUUAUAUAUAUAUAUAUAGAUGUUAACAAAAAAAAAUGUGUAGCGAGAUUUUAUUUGCUGUUGAAGUGUUAUUAUAUUAAAGUAUAUGUGUUGAAAAUUGCGCAUAAACCUUUACAUUCCAAAUGUAUAAAACAUAUGUAUAUGUUAUGUGUACAGUUACCAUCAUUUAUGUACCAUUCAUUUUGUCAUAGGAAAUUUAACUUGCAAUUCCAUUUAAUUCUUUGAAUAUGAAAAAAGCUGACAGCAAUCUGUUUUAGGAUUGAUACAACCAAAUCAUUG
Messenger RNA from Ruditapes philippinarum (Manila clam), 8799 nucleotides. RefSeq names its product neurobeachin-like. Gene Ontology annotation, molecular function: protein kinase binding. The transcript is spliced from 49 exons. Gene Ontology annotation, biological process: intracellular protein localization. The record is from RefSeq and is a predicted model, not a curated record. Lineage: Eukaryota; Metazoa; Mollusca; Bivalvia; Venerida; Veneridae. The coding region runs from base 35 to 7759 and encodes 2574 amino acids. Gene Ontology annotation, cellular component: cytosol; membrane.